Messenger RNA from Megalobrama amblycephala (Wuchang bream), 745 nucleotides. It is a transcript of the gene anapc16, whose product is annotated as anaphase promoting complex subunit 16. NCBI's taxonomy places the organism in Eukaryota, Metazoa, Chordata, Actinopteri, Cypriniformes, Xenocyprididae. Gene Ontology annotation, biological process: protein ubiquitination. The transcript has 4 exons. Gene Ontology annotation, cellular component: anaphase-promoting complex; kinetochore; cytosol. The record is from RefSeq and is a predicted model, not a curated record. Bases 153 to 479 code for a protein of 108 amino acids.
UCAAAUAAAAAAAUAUUAAUGGACGUUACAUCACAUUAUCCAGUAAACACCGUUACGCCGUGACGUUAGGGGGCGCGCUGACGUCCGUUCACCGUCAAACUGACUGACGUAAACAAACCAACGGAAGGAGCUUCGGGUGAUUCAGACUGUGAAUGGCAGCAUCUUCAUCCUCGUCCUCGGCUGGCGGGGUCAGUGGCAGCUCGGUGACUGGAUCCGGUUUCAGCGCUUCUGAGCUCAUCCCACCCAGGAAAGUCCUGUACACCUACCCGAAAGGAGCCGGAGAGAUGAUGGAGGAUGGAUCUGAUAGAUUUCUGUGCGAGUCUGUGUUCAGCUAUCAAGUUGCGUCCACACUGAAGCAGGUUAAACAUGAUCAGCAGGUGUCGCGGAUGGAGCGUUUGGCCGGACUGGUGGAGCAGUUGGAAGCGGAUGAGUGGAAAUAUAAACCCAUCGAGCAGCUCCUGGGAUUCACAACCUCAUAACUGCAUUCGUACGCAGAUGGAUCAGAUUCUCUGCUCGUAAACAUGUUCAUUAGCCUGGUUUUCCCCAUCUUAAAUGAACUGAAACAAGAGUCAUGAAUGUUACAUGUACUGAAGGUUUAUAUCAUUUUGCACUGGUAUCCACUCGCCAACAUUUUUAGAGUUUUUGUGAUCAUGUGUGUAAAUAUGCAUUGUGUUUUUGGAUGAAGCCUUAGUAAUACUUUAAAAUAACAGAAUACAUGUACAAUAAAAAUCUUUUUUAAGCACAA